AUACUCCUUCUCCCGGCCUUUUCCUUCUCCCUCAGCUGUCCGUCGAUCGAUCGAGGAUGGUCAUGGUGGUUUCUCGACAGGGAAGGCAGCUCCAGCGCUACAGCAACACCGGGAGUCGCCUCGUAGUCGGGUGCAUUCCUUACAAGUUUAAUCAUGGGGAAGAACUCGAUAAAUCCGUGGAGGUGCUCGUCAUCAGCUCGCCGAAAGGAAAUGGCUUGCUGUUUCCAAAGGGUGGUUGGGAGACUGAUGAGACCAUAAAAGAAGCAGUCUCAAGAGAGGCAAUGGAAGAGGCUGGAGUGCAGGGCAACAUUGAGAGGAAACUUGGGAAAUGGAAGUACAAGAGCAGAACUUAUGAUGCAUACUACGAAGGCAUCAUGUUCCCUCUGAAUGUCACAGAGGAACUCGGAGACUGGCCAGAGAUGCAAACAAGAGAGCGCAAAUGGGUGACAGUGGCUGAAGCUAAGGAAGGAUGCCAGCGUCCAUGGAUGAAAGAGGCAUUGGAGAGGCUCGAGGAGAGGCUCUCCAACUCAACCAAGCACACAACACCGCCAGCAGCAACUUAAUUUUUUGUUUCUUGCAAAAAGUUUUCAUGUAGAUAAGACAGAGCCUUGUGGAUGAACUCUCUGAUCCCAUCAGCUUUCCUGAUGGUCUAGCAGAGUUUGAUCAUUCUUUAAAUUCUUUCAGCCUGUGCAUUUUAUACUUGAACAUUGUAAGACCAUAAAACUUAAUGCGAUAUGACUUUUAAAGAUGAAAUUUGUGACA
Molecule: messenger RNA, 762 nt
Organism: Zingiber officinale
Lineage: Eukaryota; Viridiplantae; Streptophyta; Magnoliopsida; Zingiberales; Zingiberaceae
Product: nudix hydrolase 17, mitochondrial-like
Exons: 5
Coding region: 57-563 (168 amino acids)
Cellular component (GO): nucleus; cytoplasm
Molecular function (GO): pyrophosphatase activity
Source: RefSeq, a predicted model, not a curated record